AUGGGAAGUGCGGCAAGCGUCCAAGGCGGAGGAACGCUGACAACGACACCGCACUAUGAACAAGAGCGCCUUCCUACCAUAGAGUGCACGCUGAAAGGUCUACCUGGGGCCAUAGAAGAAUCGAUUUACGUUAGGGACAGAUGGCCUGUCAUCAUAGAUCCAGAGGGACAGGCGACGCGAUACUUGCGCUACCAACGCGGUGCUUUGCUUUUAGGAGACAACCGCGAUGACAUGGAGAAGGACAACCUCCGAGCGCGACUCGUGGCGUGUUUGAUGCAUGGUGGAAAUUUCUGUGUGGUGUUCCAGUCUCUGGCAGGAGUGCACUUCGAGGACCUUUUCGAUGAGGAUCGUUUUCCGGCAGGGGUUCUGGACCGCCGACGGGUGUUCCUCGAAGAAACGUGGGGAAAACUCUUGCGACCGGACAAGGGAGAUCCCACUCCCGAUCUCUUUCUCCCCCGAGACGACUUCACUUUCAUCGUGGUCACAGGCAAGGAGGAAGCUCUACCAGAGGAAGUUCUGGCAUGGAUGACGACCAUACGUGUGGGGGACGUCGAGCAGCAAGCCGAAGGCGGGGACAAGGAUGCUAAAGUCGACCAAGAGCUCGCAGGUCUCUUCGGCGCACCGGAGGUCAAGCGAAUAUCCAAGGCGAUGGUAGAGGCGGCGUUUGAUGGAGAACUGGACGAGGUGAAGAAUUGGCUGGACAAAGGAUUUCACGUCGAAAGCGCAGAUGGGCGCGGGCACACCAGCAUCAGCGAGGCGGCGGCGCAAGGCCACGAUGACCUGAUACGGUUGCUUUUGGCCGAAGGAGCAAACCCCAACGCGCUGAAUGACAGCGGGCGUUCAGCCUUGUGGCGAUCUUGCUACAAUGGACACGCGGGGGCCCUGAAGCUUCUCCUUGAAGCGGGCGCAGAUCCAUCUUUUCGAGACAAAGUAUCUCACGAGGGCCCCUAUGACGUGGCCAAAACCGACGAAAUCCGAGGGAUUCUGGACGCGUGGGACCCUGAGGUGACCACUCGCUUGUGUGAAGAGCGCAAGAAACAGAUGCGGGCGAGGGCGGAGGAGCGCCUGACCACAGCGGCAGAGCGAGAUCACCUCGCACGCACCAUCAUUCAGGACGAGCUGAUCGACAAAGCUGUCGCCGGCGACGUUCCCGGGCUCAAGGAGCAGCUGACCGAGCUUGCGGAUGACGCUGAGAUGACCGGACAGCGGCCUAGGGCCACGUGCGAAGUGAGGGACCCUCGAGGGAUGACUUUGCUCUCGCUGGCCGCGCAACACGACCGGUCGGGGGUGGUGGAGCUACUCCUGACGCACUGGAAGACCUGCGACGACAGCAGCAGCACGUUUGGAGGAACUCCGGGGACGUUGAGCUGGCAAUGCAGAGUGUUCAGGGCUAACCCGAACUCGAGGGAUUUGAAAGGGUGGAACCCUGCCGCAAUCGCCGUCUUUCACGAGUCCAAGGCAGCCUUGAAGCUGCUCUUGGAACACGGGGCGGACCCACACCUCAAGUCUUCCUACAACAAAAGCGCUUGGGAUAUGGCGCAGGAUGACCUAGAUGCAGCCGGGAAAGUGGUCAGGUCUAGGGAAGAAAUUCGUGGCGUAAUCAACCAAUGGGAGCUGGACACGGGACAACAAGUGCAUCUGCAGCCUCCUCGUAACGACCCUAUCGGUGCAGAUGGGGUCCCUGUAGGACAACCAAAAGAUGGCACGGCUACGAUGUUGGCCAUUGAGGUUGCCAAGGGAGGGAAAACAGCUGGGAAAGGGGGCGGGAAAUCAAAGAGUGGCGUAAAAAAGGCUGCCGCGAACAAAAAAAAGAAGGGACAAUAG
Ectocarpus siliculosus is the source of this 1824-nucleotide messenger RNA. The record is from the annotation of a GenBank genome assembly. Lineage: Eukaryota; Phaeophyceae; Ectocarpales; Ectocarpaceae.